Miniopterus natalensis is the source of this 10188-nucleotide messenger RNA. The record is from RefSeq and is a predicted model, not a curated record. Lineage: Eukaryota; Metazoa; Chordata; Mammalia; Chiroptera; Miniopteridae.
AAUCUGUCUACAUUCUGAGUGCUGCCUUCUGCAAGACCACCCUUAGGCCCAGGUCCACCCCGCCAUCCCCUCACCCUACCCCAGACAUGGCUCUGGGUUCUGCCUGAGUCCAGCUGUGUGAAGAUGACUGGCACCUUCCUAGCAUGACGACCUUGGACCAUGUGAUCGCUACCCAGCAGUCAGAGUGGAUCUCUUUCAAUGAGGAUCCACUCUUUCCUGUCCCUUCUGAGGGGGGCACCGAAGAGCACCUCCCGGGGCUGUCAUCUUCCUCAGACCAGUCCGAGAGCUCCUCUGGGGAGAACCAUGUGGCCGAUGGAGGCUCUCAGGACCUUUCCCACUCGGAGCAGGAUGACUCCUCUGAGAAGAUGGGCCUCAUCUCUGAAGCGGCCUCUCCUCCUGGGAGCCCCGUGCUGCACCCCCCUGACCUGGCCUCGGCCAUCAGCAGCUGGGUUCAAUUUGAAGAUGACACGCCCUGGGCCAGCACGUCACCACCUCCCAGAGAAACAGGCCUACCAUUGACCAUGCCCUGCUGGACGUGCCCUUCCUUCAACUCGCUGGGGAGAUGCCCUCUGACCUCCGAGAGCAGCUGGACCACGCACUCUGAAGACACCAGCAGUCCUAGUUGUGGCCCCUCGUACACAGACCUGCAGCUCAUCAACGCGGAGGAGCAGAUGAGCGGCCGGGCUUCUGGGGCUGACUCGACGGACAAUUCCUCCUCACUUCUGGACGACGAAGGGGUAGACAUGGCGGCCGUCGGCCAGCAGGCCAGCAGGCCCGUCGUGAACGGCCACCCAGCCACUCCAGUGACCUCUGCUCGUUUCCCCAGCUGGGUCACUUUUGAUGACAAUGAAGUCAGCUGCCCUUUGCCACCCAUCCCCUCUCCUCUGAAGUCGAGCACGCCACCCGUUGCGCCCGUGACCCCCGACGUACCUCAUAGCUCCACUGGCUCAUUUAAGAAGAGAGAGCGUCCCAAGAGCACUUUGAUGAACUUCUCCAAAGUCCAGAAGCUGGACGUUUCCUCCUUAAACCACCCGCCUUCCAUAGCGGAGGCCCCGCCUUGGAGGGCCACCAACCCUUUCCUGAAUGAGACGCUGCAGGAUGUACAGCCGUCCCCGAUCAACCCGUUCAGCGCCUUCUUUGAGGAGCAGGCCAGGCGCUCCCAGAACAACUCCACGUCCAGCGCCACAGGCAAAAGCCAAAGAGAUUCCCUCAUUGUCAUCUACCAGGAUGCCAUCAGUUUUGACGACUCGAGCAAAACCCAGUCACACUCUGAUGCUGUUGAGAAACUCAAAGGGCUGCAGAUCGACGACCCUGACCACUUGGGCAGCGCGACCCUGCCCGACGAUGACCCCCUAGCCUGGUGCGAACUGGAUGGCCGCCCGCCCGGCUCAGCACCGUCCCAGCCCAGGGAUGGGUGGCCAAUGAUGCUGAGGAUCCCUGAGAAGAAGAACAUCAUGUCCUCCCGGCACUGGGGACCCAUCUACAUCAAACUGACAGACAGCGGUUACCUGCAGCUGUACUACGAGCAGGGCCUAGAGAAGCCCUUCCGCGAGCUCAAGCUGGAGAUCUGCCACGAGAUUUCCGAGCCCCGGCUCCAGAACUACGACGAGAAUGGCAGGAUCCACAGCUUGCGGAUAGACCGUGUCACCUACAAGGAGAAGAAGAAAUACCAGCCGAAGCCUGCUGUGGCCCACACGGCGGAGAGGGAGCAAGUGAUCAAGCUGGGCACCACCAGCUACGACGACUUCCUGAGCUUCAUCCGCGCCGUUCAGGACCGGCUGAUGGAGCUGCCGGUGCUGUCCACGGACCUGAGCACCGUCGGCCUGAACUACCUAGAGGAGGAGAUCACGGUGGAUGUCAGGGAUGAGUUCUCGGCCGUGGUGAGCAAAGGCGACAACCGGGUCCUCCAGCACCGCGUCCUGACACGGGUCCACGUCCUGAGUUUCCUGUCGGGGCUCGCGGAGUGCCGCCUGGGCCUCAACGACGUGCUGGUCAAGGGGAACGAAGUCGUCUCCCGGCAGGACAUCGUGCCGACCACCACCACCAAGUGGAUCCGGCUCCACGAGUGCCGCUUCCACGGGUGCGUGGACCAGGACGUGUUCAGCAGCUCCCGGGUGAUCCUGUUCAACCCGUUGGACGCGUGCCGCUUCGAGCUGAUGCGGUUCCGCACCGUGUUCGCCGAGAAGACCUUGCCUUUCACGCUCAGGACGGCGGCCAGCAUCUCCGGGGCCGAGGUGGAGGUGCAGAGCUGGCUGAGGAUGUCCCCCGGCUUCUCCUCCAACUGCGACCCUCUCACGCAGGUUCCCUGCGAGAACGUGAUGGUUCGCUACCCCGUGCCCAGUGAGUGGGUGAAGAACUUCCGCAGGGAGAGCGUGCUGGGGGAGAAGUCCCUGAAAGCCAAAGUGAACCGGGGCGCCAGCUUCGGCUCCACCAGCGCGUCUGGCUCCGAGCCCGUCAUGAGGGUGACUCUGGGCACUGCCAAGUACGAACACGCCUUCAGCUCCAUCGUGUGGAGGAUCAGCCGCCUGCCUGACAAAAACUCAGCUUCUGGCCACCCGCACUGCUUCUUCUGCCACCUUGAGCUCGGCUCUGACCGGGAAGUGCCUUCCAGAUUUGCCAGCCACGUGGACGUGGAGUUCAGCAUGCCCACAACUUCUGCCUCCAAAGCCGCUGUGCGGUCCAUCUCUGUGGAGGACAAGACCGGCGUCAGGAAGUGGGUCAAUUAUUCCGCACACUACAGCUACCAGGUGGAGAUUGAGCAGAAGAAGAGUUUGAAGCCUGACUUUGAAGGAGAUGAAGUAGAAAACCCCAAGGAGUGUGGGGUCCAGUGAUAAAGCCCUGCGGAGGGGGCCCUGACCCGAGUCCCCAUAGGAUGUCUUCCUGAAUAGCUCAAGUUCAAGUCAGUACCUACCGUGGCUACUCCCUGUGGGCAAAGGUGGAUUGGACCCCCCUGUCUGUAGUUGCCUAUGUCUGAACGGGAAACCCUGAGGUGGUGGCUUUGGAGGGGCUCUGGCACUGCCCGAAGCACCUGGGCCGCCUGACUUUCGGAGCUUGUGGAUGGGGCCUCCUCCAGGCUCCGCUUGUCUCCCAGCACCUGGGUGCGGUCUGUCGUGACUGGGAGAGUCGGGGAAGAACCUCCCCAUGGGUGUCGGCAUGAUUUCCUUCCGAUGUUCUUCUGUCAUUUACCUGCAUUUCUGGAAAACACAGCAUUGAGAAGUUAGUUCAUUGAGGACCCAUCUCUGACAGUCCCCCUAGAAAAGGUACAAAACAGAUUUACUCGUUAGGUUUCCCAGUCCUUUUGUAGGUGUCUCCUUUCUUUAAAUAUGAACACUAUGCAACAGAGGUUUUCGAGACAUUUCCCGUCUGGUUCUAGACUGUUUUGAUGGAAACGCUUUUUCCAUCUCUCUAAGGUUUCAGUCACAGGGUUCACCGCCCUGAGUCACCGUAGACAAUGGGAAGAAAGGCACAGUCAGAUACUUCUUUAUUCUGUGACUAGCCCCACGUUCUGCAGAGGGUGGCUGUUGAAGGGAAAGCAAAAUUGAGUUUAUUUUUCUUCAUUCUGGGGAAAAGGGACAUUCAUUGUAAAGUUAUAUUCAAUUCAGGAGACAGCUUCAAGCUCUGUGAAUUCCCAAAUUCACACUGAAAAAUGCAGGCCAUUCCUGAUUCCUGAAACAAAUGGAUCUAUAUAUGAUACCUCAGGCACUUGUAGGGGCACUUGGGAGCUCUUUUUAUACCUCGUAGCCAAUACAUAGCGCAUGUCUCUGUAACUCAGACUUUUCAGGAAAUGUAUGCUGAAAAAAUCGUUUAAAAGCUGUUUCAAAACUAAGCUUGUAUGAGCUUUUCCCAGAAAUUCAGAGUUUGAUAAUCACAGUAUUGUAAUAGAUCUAACAGGCAGAGACUCUAAGGUAGAGAUGGCGGGAGAGCCAUAUUUUUUUAACAUGGGGAUAAUUAUUAAAUCCUGAUGAGAAGAAUCUGGGACACUCAAUCUUCUUUCCCUCCAUCCAUUCCCUGCUCACAUUCUGUACCUCUGCUUCUUAUUUGUACAUUGGAGUUUUCUUACCACAUAAGAAACUACAUCAGCCAUCCCAAAGGGGAUACCUGCUCGACAAUUGAAAGGCAGCUUCCGUCUGCCUUUCUGCAUCUCCACGAAGAACAGAAUAGGGGGACAGAGAGCAUGCUUAUCAGAUUUGCAGAUGACACAGACAUAGGCAUACGUCCAGUCUGCUGACUGGCGGAUUCAGGAUUGAUUUAUUCAGUGAGUACUCAUUGAAUUCUAACUAUGUACUGACACUAGCUAUAGAAACUAUUAUACUUUUUUGAAAUACCUGAGCAUAAGACUGAAACUAAAAAGAUGAAAUUGAAUAGGCAUUAAUGGGAAGCUAUAUUUUGAGUUUUCUUAAAUGCAGCCCUCUAAGUAUAGCAUGGUGUGUGUGUGUGUGUGUGUGUGUGUGUGUGUUGAUGGGAAGGGUGUUGGAAAGUCCUAGUUUCACAGCAGUUCAUGUAGAAAUGUUUUCUAUGGAAAUAGGAGCUCAGUUGUGAAUCAGGAGUAUAUCGCAGCUAUUCACAAAGCUAUGCCAUUCACCCUGUGGUAACAGGUGCCCAGGGGGCCCUGCAUGCUGCACUUACUGGUAGGUCCACAUCUGGAUGGACGGUUGGGUUCAAUUCUAGGUACCAUAUUUUAAGAGACACAUUAAUAAAUGGAUUGUGUCCAGAGGCAGGUGGUCAGGGCUGGGAAGGGUCUGAUUAUAGAAGGAACAGGGGGAUAGGUCCCCCGAAGAGCAGAAGGCUGGAAAGGGAGUGAAGAAAAGGAGGAAAUUACAUAGUAGCUGCAUUGAAAUUUCUGUUGAGCUAUAAAAAGAGAGUGGACUUAGACUUACUUUAUGUAGCUUCAAAGGGCAAACAUAGGAACAAAGGGGAACUUUAUACAUGGCAGAUAUUUGCUUCAAUGUAAGUAGAGUUUUCUAAUAAGAGUUGUUUUAAAAAGUAAACGGACUCGGGUAGUAAAAUUUCCUGUUGCUGCAAAGGCCCAAACAAAGGUUAAAAUAACGGUCUAUCCCAGAUGCUCUGAAAGGGACUCUUCCGUUGGGUUUGAGCUGGAAGACUACCAAGAUCCCUUCUGCGUAUAGGCUUAGUCUCAGUAGUCUUAGUCUCUCUAACUCUAGUUGUUUUUCUUUGGUGAGUGGUUUUUCAUGCUCUGAAAUAUGGUGGGGUCCCCCAGAGAGCGUUGUCAAGCGAGGGCUCCUAGCAUUUCCCUUCCCCUCUUCGUAGGAAAGGCACAUGAGACUCCCCAGGGAAACAUCCAGAUGAGUUGAAGAGCUGGCAAAGUGAAGGUCAUUCUGGCACCUUCCCUGCCCAAGGCGAGCAUCCACACACCCUCUCAGGUCUCUGCCUCCCCUCUUAGCAUCGCGUGUGUAUCGCCUGCUGGGCCUUUGUCCCCACUUUGUUAUUUCUCAUUGCCGCCUCCGUGCUUUCACCUGGGCACCAAGAGCUGGGAAAGUCCCUUCCGCACUGUCACAAUGUUACAGGACAGUAAGAAGCGAGGAAAUCCCAGGGCAGGAGGACUAGGGAAACUGAGGCAGGAAAGUUCAAGCAGGGCCAGACUGUGGGCAAUUUGCAGCUCGCCUGCAAAUAACAAGCCAUUGUCCUCCCCAGCCAAGGACACUUGAGAGCAAAUGGUUAAAAGCCUCCCCCGGGAGAGAAUGCAGGGACGGAGGGGGAAGGGGGAAGGGAAAACUCCCUAAACAGAGAGGCCGGCAGUCUCAAGGUUUGGCAAGAUAAACUUGCCAGGUGCUUCUCAUGAGUUCUGGGAAGGCCACAACAGAGUAAAAAAGGGACCUUGAGAAUUAAUCUGUACCAAAAUAUUCGGCGGAGGAAUUCUGAGCCCUAUAGACAGGAGGUAUAUAACGCCUCGGACCCCCACCCAACUCCCUCUUCAGGUUAGGGAGAGCCCGUCUGUGCUUCAUAAGCCAGAUGAUUAGAUUUGCUUGCCACUUUGAUAAAUGCACAGGCUUUAAUUGCUUUAAUAAGUUGGCUUCAUCACAAUGCAGUCAUCUGGAGUUUUCUCAUUUAAAUCCAUUUAUAUGAGAAGACAGGAAUCGAGGUUGGGGACAGCCCUCUCCCUCUGACUCAGGCGGGCUCUCCAGUAACACCUCUUUGGGGUCUGUGAGAGGCGCCUCUAACAGUUAGAGUCAGCAAGCAAAUUAUUAUUAAUUUUUUAAAACCUACCACCUUGAUUUCAUCCAAUUUGUUUUCUGUCUACUGUUUGGGGGAAACUGAUGAUGGGUAGCAUUUAGAGGGUUGGGGAGUAUAAUAUUGUACAUUUCCAGACCAAGUGUUUUGUUAAUCACCUACACAGAAAACACAGUUGGGCAAAUUACCUUUUUGAUAUGCCGGUUCUAAAUUUGUCAUCUGGACCUGGAUUUUGUGGAUGUGGUCCCAAAUAAUUCUGUCUAUGUUAUCAAUAAUGUAAGAAUAUUAAAAGUGAAUUCAUUUUACCAAUACAUAGUGUUACUGUUAGACAUAAAUUAGAUGCUACAUACCAAGAGCUGUGCUUUCUUUGGAGUCUAGUGUGUUGCUUUGUGAUCUUAUAGUAAGAGGGUAGAAAUGUACUCAUGAUAUGUCAGACAAGAGAAUGUGAGGUAUUUCAUGGGGGGCAUUAAUCCCCUCACCACUCUUAUAAAUAUAGUACUAGCUACUCCUUAUCAACAUUUUGCCUUUCACUUAUGUUAUCUGGACAGUUAUAAUUUUUAUCCCCCCCCUCCCCCCGCCCCACCUUCCAGCAUUAUUGGCAGGCUCAGAACCCUUGAGAAUAUUUUUUUUUUAUGUAAAAUAUUUCUUAUUUGAAAUGAGAGUAAUUUCUACUCAAAUCCAGUGAGUGGGUGAAGGCAGGGGUUUAUUUCCCUAGAAAUUUACAUUCCCAAGGAAUGUAUCUUAACCUUUGUUUCCAGUACUUAGCACAAAGCUCAAAAUAUAAUAGUUUCAGCCACCUCAAAUCCUUGCCGAUGAGACAAACAUAUAUUAAUGGAAAAAAGGGAAGUUAUUAGGUAUUCAAAAAGUGUUUGCUGGAUGAACACUGACCCCGAGACUCUACUUAACUCUUAUCAAAUACUUACAUGAAAGCAAGCCAGCAUGCUUUGUUUCCCGGGGGACUGAAUAAUUUUCCUUCCCUUCUUUUCCUGCCUCUACUGUCAGCUAAUGAACAUUGUCAGCACUUAAACACUUAAUGUGCAGCUGAAUUUAAACUACAAUGUACCUUAAUCAUAUUGAAAAAACAUUGUUGUGCUCAAAGAUAUAGCCCAUGGUCAAGACUACUGAUUCAGCUUUGUUCCCGUGAGUCAGACAGAUCUGUGAGCCUGAGCCUCGCCCAUCCGAAUGGUCAGUGGGAGAAGAAGACAUCUGAUAGAUGACACAGCCAGCCGUGGGGUGCUAGGUGUUUCCCCAACAGUAGCCGCUGGCCAAGGUUACUGUGUAUUUGUUUCGCCGUAGUAAGGUGGAGGUCUGAGAUAGUAAGGCCGAAACCUGUGAAAUGAGAUCAUGAUUUCAGAGCUGCUUUACGUCUCAUCCUAAGUUUAGUGGCAGGAAAGCAGAGAAUGAUCUGAAAUGUUUUCUUACAGCCUUGGGAAUAUUAAACUGAUCUGAGUCGGAAGCACUGCCAUCCAGCCUACUCUUAGAAAUUCUCUCUGUUGGGAAUGGUAGCUUUAGCUCUUCUACAAAGGAUGGUGUAAGUUAAUUCUAGCACCAUCCGAGGGUUUAGGACAUGUGAAGAAUGCAAUUUAACAGGAACUUGAAGGGAAACUGACCCCAAAAAAAGUAAAUCCACAUCAACUGUCCUCUAGGAAACAAAUCAUCUCUAACAGUUCACUCCCAAGGCCCAUCCAAACCAUGGCAGCGCUUUAUAUAAAUCAGGCACGGCAUUUUCCCUGAGCUCGAAAGACGUUUUCUAAACAUCAGCAAGAACUAAGUGCCAAGUCCCUACAUAUCACCAUUCCUUCAUUUCUUCAUUAUGCUCUUUGGAAAUGAAACUUGUUUUGGAUAUCCUGACUCAUAUUUAUAUGUUUAAGGAAUUAAAAGUGAAUGAGAUGUAUAAGGCAGACAUAAACAUAGAAAAUAGCUGUGUGUGUCAGUAAUCUUUUCCCAUGUAUUAGCUAAAGCAGGAAUGCGGAAUUUUUGCAUUUCUUCUGGUGUGCCUUAGCAAAUCCGAUUGAGAGUCUAGUCCUUGGUUUUUGUUUUGACAAUUGGGGGGGGGAGGGGAUCUCUCUGAAUUUCCAAUUCCUGGCCUGUAAAGAAACUAUCCAUAGUAAUAAGUUUGGUAGGGCCUGGAGAGCGGCAGAUAACAAUCGCAUGUAAUGAAAAGCUAUAAAAGAGCAGACUCCAAAAAGCAGACUUGCGAUAUGAAAAGAUACUGCUAUUGAACAUGAGUGGGAAUAGAGAGAUGAGAAAUACGGCGCUGGCCCUCAAACCUCAAAAUACCUGAACUGGAGGCUGGCCCUUAAAAGUAAGGGGCUCUAGGAAAAUUAACGGGCUGCAUAGCAGGGAUGAACAGUAGAAUUAAUUCAGUUCAACGAGUAUUUAUCACGUGUGUACCCUGGCCAAGGUGCUGAGCCAGCUUAGCCCCCCUAAAGGGAGCUACGGCCAGACACUAGGACACUGAGGAUUUUGGUGUAAACUCAUUGGCAGGAUUAAAAUUGGAGUUUCUGUGAAUCUUAAAGGACAUAGUCGUGGAGACAAUCACCAUGUUCAGUGACUUGCGAUUUUCCCAAUUGGACUUCAGUAACCUCAGCUAAGAAAGUGAGGAUGCUGGACUCGUUCCCUCAGGUCCUUUCCAGUUUUACGGAUUAUUUUACAAAAUACCCUUUGGUGCCAUUGUCAGUGAUACUUCAUGUCAACAGGACUCUUCAUAUAGUCUUAAGAACCAAGAAAUUUAAAAUUUGAAGAUUGGGAAAAUCAGCUGGCCCAUCUUUUUCCUUUUCAUGUCUCAACUCUCUACCAUCUGCUCAGACAUCUGCCCAGGAACCCUGCAAUCCUCUGUUUUGUAGUGGCCUUUAAAAAAACAGAUAAAUAUGGGAGAGCCAAAGGAUGGUGAAGGUGGAUUGGGAUGCUGCUCUGAACUGGAAUCGCCCCGCACAGCAGGGGGUGAGUUUGCAGAGCAGAGAGAUCUCCAAAGCAGAUGUUGGAUUUGGGCACUACUUAGAGUCGAGGAGGUCUGCCCCUCCAAGGUACUGAGGCACGUUAGGACAAUCAAGGGUUCACAUAGGUGUGUCCUCUUAUAGAAAAGAUGCAGACAUCGAGGGAGUAAGCGUGCUGGGACUGUCGUCACACAGUUGUGGCGAAAUGAGAUGAAAGGGCCAGUCCUCCCUGUCCACGCUGUCUCUUAGUAACAUAAAAAUGUAGUUGUAAAAUUUUUCAAACAUGUACAAACUACAAAAUAGCAUCUCUUCUGUGGUAUGUGUUAGUAUGAUUUUAGUUUCUUGUACUUAGCGUUGGUCAAAUGUAAUGGUUCCAUUCGAACUGGACAGAGCAAGAAAUUGCAGCCCCCUCUUCCUCUGAUCAAACUGUCGGUGCUAGUUGGGGACACCAUCUAGCCACACUGUGACCAGUACCAUGUGCUUCAGGAUCGCCGACCCCACCUGGAUCUGGGGAAACUUGUGCAGAUUCUGACAGCAACCUGUUGGAUCAAAGUGUUCAAGGGUUUUAAAGCGUGCGGGUGACGGAAGACUGUGAACUCCUCUGACCCUAAGCCGGCUUUCAUUCAACCUUUGUGCCCAGCUGCCAAGAGAGCCUGGAGAAAAUUUCACUGUGUUCCAGAAAUUAAACAGACGGUGUGUUAGCCAGGGAGUGGUAAGAGAGCACCCUCCUCACCCUGCAUUUUUGUAAUGUCCAUAGUGAAUUUCAAUGUGUCAAGAUGGAUGGACCCAAGAUCCACUGAAUGACUCAGCUGAUCCAAGGCUUGUAUUUUCCUUCAUUCAUCAUCCAUCCUUACUUGAUGAAACUUUUUGUACUAUCGUGAUUGAUUUUAUGUAAAACUGGUUUACUUUAAAAAAAAAAAAUGUGCCUAUGUAAUAAAGUCUACACACUGGCUAACUCUGUAGAGGUAAGAUUUUGUUUUUAAUUAUUCUGCUGAUUAUCAUCUGUAAAACCUUUAUUUGAACUAUGAAAAUGAGCUGUUAAUAAAAAUUUUUAAGCAACAUC